ACAGUUUUUCUGUUUCCUGUGUGUCAGCGUAAGUUUGAUGUCUUUUAUUUUGACAAAGUGCUUCCUGCGUUUCAGGGGAAGCCGUAUGUGUUCGACAGAGUUUUUCCUCCGAGCACUGAACAGAUUCAGGUGUAUGACACCUGUGCUAAGCAGAUCGUCAAAGACGUGUUGGGAGGAUACAAUGGAACCAUCUUCGCUUACGGUCAGACGUCGUCAGGAAAGACUCACACCAUGGAGGGGAACCUGCACGACCCCCAUAUGAUGGGGAUCAUCCCCAGGAUCUCCAGAGACAUCUUUGACCACAUCUACUCCAUGGACGAGAACCUGGAGUUCCACAUCAAGGUCUCCUACUUUGAGAUUUAUCUGGAUAAAAUCCGAGACUUGCUGGACGUGUCAAAAACCAACCUGGCUGUUCAUGAGGAUAAAAACAGGGUUCCCUAUGUGAAGGGUUGCACUGAGCGUUUUGUGUCGAGUCCUGAGGAGGUGAUGGACGUGAUCGAUGAAGGAAAAGCUAACAGACACGUCGCUGUGACUAACAUGAAUGAGCACAGUUCUCGCAGCCACAGCAUUUUCCUGAUCAACAUCAAGCAGGAGAACGUGGAGACGGAGAUGAAACUGUCUGGGAAGCUUUAUCUGGUCGACCUGGCAGGCAGCGAGAAGGUCAGUAAAACUGGAGCUGAAGGUUCUGUGUUGGAUGAAGCGAAGAACAUCAACAAGUCUCUGUCUGCUCUUGGGAACGUCAUCGCAGCACUGAGUGAAGGAACGAAAACCCACGUCCCGUACCGAGACAGCAAGAUGACCAGGAUUCUGCAGGACUCUCUGGGAGGAAACUGUCGGACCACCAUCAUCAUCUGCUGCUCUCCGUCUGUUUACAACGAGGCUGAGAGCAAGUCCACCCUCAUGUUCGGUCAGAGAGCUAAAACCAUAAAGAACACAGUUUCUGUCAACCUUGAGCUGACUGCCGAGGAGUGGAAGAAAAAGUACGAGAAGGAGAAAGAAAAGAACAGAAGUCUGAGCAUCAUGAUCCAGAAACUGGAGAACGAGCUGAAGCGCUGGAGGAAAGGUGAGUCUGUACCUGUGGAGGAGCAGCUGAGCAACAGAAGCAAGAAGAUCAGCACCGAGGCGCCAGCGGUGAUCGAGAGCUUAGCCCCGCCCACCGUGCCUCUGUCCGAGGAGGAGAAGGGGCAGUACGAGACGCUCAUCACCAACCUCUACCAGCAGCUGGACGACAAGGACGAUGAGAUCAACCUGCACAGUCAGACGUCUGAGAAGCUCAAGCAGCAGCUGAUAGAGCAGGAUGAGCUGCUGCUGUCCAGGAGCCAGGACUACGAGCGUCUGCAGGAGGAGCUGAGCCGGCUGCAGAGGGACAGCGAUUCAGCCAAAGAGGAGGUGAAGGAGGUGCUGCAGGCGCUGGAGGAGCUGGCCGUCAACUAUGACCACAAGAGCCAGGAGGUGGAGAGCAAGACGCGCUGCAACGAGCAGCUGAACGAGGAGCUGGCUCACAAAACGGCGGGUCUGGAGGCCGUUCAGAGGGAGUUGUCCACCAUGCAGGAGCUCAGCACUCACCACAAGAAGAGAUCUGCAGAGAUCCUCAACCUGCUGAUCAGAGACCUCAGUGAGAUCGGCAGCGUCCUCGGAACCACAGAGCUCAAAGCUAUGGCUGAGAUGAGCGGCGUGAUGGAGGAGGAGUUCACCACGGCUCGUCUCUACAUCAGCAAGAUGAAGUCUGAGGUCAAGUCUCUGGUGAACCGCAGCAAGCAGCUGGAGGUCAGCCUGACGGAGAACACCGGCAAGAUGGAGGUCAAUGAGAAGGAGCUGAGCGCCUGCCAGCUGCUCGUCUCUCAGCUUCAGGCCAAGUUGGAAUCCCUGUCUGCCGACCUGCAGAGGAUGGAGCAGAAGAAGAGGCAGCUGGAGGAGAGUCAGGAUGCUCUGAUGGAGGAGGUUGCUAAGCUACACGCUCAGGGUCAGAUGCAUGAGCUGACGGUGAUGGACAAAGAGAAAGAACACAUGAGCAGAUUAAAGGAUGCUGUGGAGAUGAAGAGAACGUUGGAGGAACAGAUGGAGAACCACAGGGAGGUUCAUCAGAAGCAGCUGAGCCGACUCCGCGAUGAGAUCGAGCAGAAGCAGAGAGACAACGACCUGCUCAAAGAUGUGAAUCAGGCUCUGCAGCUGGAGAACAGAAAACUUCAGUCUGACUUUGACAAACUCAGAGCCGAGGACCAAAACAAGGAGCAAAGACUCCAGAAACUGCAGUUUCUGAAUGAGAAGAGAGAACAAGCCAAGGAGGAUCUGAAAGGCUUGGAGGAAACUGUGACCAAAGAGCUGCAGACUCUGACCAACCUUCGGAUCCAGUUCAUACAAGACAUCACGUCUCGAGUCAAGAACAGCUCAGAGAACGACAACGACGAGGCCGGCGGCAGUUUGGCUCAGAGGCAGAGGAUCAUCUUCUUAGAGAACAACCUGGAGCAGCUCAGCAAAGUCCACAAACAGCUGGUGCGGGAUAACGCAGACCUGCGCUGCGAGCUGCCCAAGCUGGACCGGCGGCUGCGGGCCACCGCAGAGCGAGUCAGAGUGCUGGAAACGGCCCUGAAGAACGCCAAGGAGUCGGCUCUGAGGGACCGCAAACGGUACCAGCAGGAGGUGGACCGGAUCAAAGAGGCCGUCCGGUCCAAGAACGUCUCCAGGAGGGGGCACUCUGCUCAGAUUGCCAAGCCAAUCAGAGCCGGGCACCAGUACCACCACUCGUCCUCCUCCCCAUCCAUUAAACCCACCGUCAGAGGAGGGGGCGUGGCCUCCAGUCCUCGCCAUCACUCCUCCCGACAUCAAGCAGCUCAACAGCAACAACAGCUUCAGUUCCCACAGUGAAACCACCAGGGACUCCAGGUAACAGCUGACUCUGGAUCAGUUUUUUUGUUUGUUUCUGAAGAUCUUUUCUCAACUCUCCUGUCGUCACCACUCUGCCUUUACAGGAAACACUCAUUUCCUCAACUUUCCUCUUUAACAGCCAAUAAUAUCUUGAUUUGUUUUCUUCUGUCAGAAAAACAAAGCUGUUUGUUUUACUUCCUGUGACUCUGAUCCAUUCAUUGAAUUCAAUUUGUCUUUCUGCAGUAUUAAAACCUGAACUUUAGAAGACAGUAGCCUGAGGCUUCUGCUGCUGUUUUUUCUUAAGUAUAACCCAAAUAAUGCACAUUGAUGCAUCAACGUGCUAUAUUAGAAGCAUCAUCUUUAAUCAUCUUUGAACUGUUAGACACUUUCCUGACAAAAUUGAGAAAACAGAGUAUUUUCACCUCA
Poecilia latipinna (sailfin molly) is the source of this 3291-nucleotide messenger RNA. It is a transcript of the gene kif5c, whose product is annotated as kinesin family member 5C. The transcript is spliced from 25 exons. The annotation marks the transcript as partial. Gene Ontology annotation, molecular function: microtubule motor activity; ATP binding; microtubule binding. Gene Ontology annotation, biological process: microtubule-based movement. Lineage: Eukaryota; Metazoa; Chordata; Actinopteri; Cyprinodontiformes; Poeciliidae. The record is from RefSeq and is a predicted model, not a curated record.